This is a messenger RNA of Cydia amplana, 867 nucleotides long. Its product is annotated as secretory phospholipase A2 receptor-like. The transcript has 5 exons. The record is from RefSeq and is a predicted model, not a curated record. Bases 82 to 867 code for a protein of 261 amino acids. Lineage: Eukaryota; Metazoa; Arthropoda; Insecta; Lepidoptera; Tortricidae.
UUUGCAGGAACACAAUAUGUGGCUGCCGAUGAUUCUGGCUACGAGUACAGCCGGGAAGCGGACGCGUGGCUGCGCCUGCACAUGGUGCCCGCCACCUGGGCGGAAGCAGGAAUGAGCUGUUACCUCGAAGGUGGACUCCUGGCUUCUCCGACGACCAGCGCCGUUGCCAAUGUGAUGGUAGCCAUGAUGGCUGACAAACAGCUCACAUACAGUUUUACCGGGAUUAACUCCAUAAGAGCCAAGGACAACUUCACGUCACUCGACGGAGUGCCGCUCUCGUCUAUCCCGCUGGGCUGGUCCGCGGAUCAGCCGGACAACGCUAACUCGGAUGAGGACUGUGUGGCGCUGACUGGCGCGGGCAAGAUGGCUGACGUUAGCUGCGGGAGUAUGCUGCCGUACUUCUGUCGCAAGAACAAGUGCGGCCCUAAGGAUAACGGGUACGAGUGGGAGCCCCGUACCAGCAGCUGCUACAAGUUCCACCACAUAACUAACACCUGGCGUAAGGCCCUGGCCACGUGCCACGCCGAGGGCGGACAUCUGGCCAUCAUCAACAGUGAAACUGAGUCCACGGUGCUCAAGGAUCUUUAUGACGAGCACCCAGAUGAAGUGAUAGUUGGUGCCAGUGAAUAUAAACAUGCGUUCAUUGGAUUUAUGAAAUAUGAACAUGAAUGGGCCACAAUUUAUGUCUUCAUAAUGUUGGCAGGUGAACCUCUCGGCAAGGCCGGCUUUGCAGUGUGGAACACGAAUGAGCCAAGUAAAUAUGGAUACAUGGGAAAGGAGCUCUGCGGCUCAAUCCACAGGAACGGCCUGCUCAACGACGCACCGUGCCAGGACAGAUCCGCCUUCAUUUGCGAGAUUAACCCUUAA